Messenger RNA from Insectozyma verbasci, 1209 nucleotides. The record is from the annotation of a GenBank genome assembly. Lineage: Eukaryota; Fungi; Ascomycota; Pichiomycetes; Serinales; Debaryomycetaceae.
AUGGAUUUGGACGUUAUAAAUAAAUUAAAUGAAAUAUUAUUACAUUUCAAAUUAGUAUUAAACUUUAAUAAUUUCAAUUUAUCAAUCCAUUCAUGUUCAAUCAUUGCGUUAUCAUUUAUAUUCAUAAUUUAUAUUUUGAUUUCAAUAACGUCAAGUAAGAAGGUUGCAUCAAUUUCUGUAAAUGAAGAAAAAUUUAAUAAGAAUUCAUACAUUCCGAAACCAAUUUAUGAUUUUCAAUGGGAUAAAGUUGUACCAGUUAAAUCAUAUCCAUUUAAGAAUGCUCCUUAUAAAUUAACUAUGGGUAUAAAGAAUUUAAAUUUGCAAGAGUGGUUAUUAAUUGAACCAACUUAUUUAAACCGAAUCGAAAAUAAAACCAAAAUCAUUAACAAUUCACAUGCUGAUUAUCCAAAAGAUAAAGAUAUGAGAAAUUCAACUUUGUUUGUAACUCCAGAAGUUAUUCCUUCAAUAAUUGAAUUUUAUGAUAUUGUAAUGAAUUAUAUGUAUAAUAAAUAUCCAACAUGUUUUAAUAAAGAUGAACAUUACUAUUACAAUUUGAUUACUUCGAAAAAGUAUAAAAUAGAUGAAACUGACCCUAAUAAAUUACAAGAAUAUUUAGUUGAAAAUAUUGAAGAAGAUUUUAUAAUAUUAAUGAAAGAUGAAACAAAGGUUAAUGAACCAAAUGGUCAAGAAUAUUUCUUUAAAGGUGGUGUUUUUGCAUUUGCUGCUGGUUUUAAUCCAAGAGAUAGAUUUAAUAAACCUUUAAGUUUUAUUCAUCAUCCUGUACCGAAUUAUGAAACUAAAUUGAAGUUUUCAAUGAAUAAGUUUUUCGAUAGAUUAAAACCAGGUGAAUUUGUUACAAGAUCAAAUUUUUCAAUACAAACUCAUUCAAAAUUUUAUGUUGAUGAUGCAAACAAAGGUCAUAAUUUACCCAAAGAUUUUGUUCAAAAGCCCUUAGAUUAUGACGAUUUAAAUUUUGAAAAAAACCAACAUUAUAGAAGUGAAAGACAGGUUUUAACUAAAUUACCAAAAACCAAAGCAAUUGUAUUUACUAUUAGAACCUAUUUAUUACCUUUAAGUCAAGUGAAAAAUGAUGGUAAAGAAGUUUGCGAAAGAUUAGUAGGAGCAAUUGACGGGUUUCCAGAAGAAGUUGCUCAAUAUAAGAGAUCUCAAGAAUGGGGACCUGCUCUUAAAAAAUAUUUAUUGUCAUAA